Molecule: messenger RNA, 2012 nt
Organism: Pocillopora damicornis (cauliflower coral)
Lineage: Eukaryota; Metazoa; Cnidaria; Anthozoa; Scleractinia; Pocilloporidae
Product: pituitary homeobox 2
Biological process (GO): regulation of transcription by RNA polymerase II
Molecular function (GO): RNA polymerase II transcription regulatory region sequence-specific DNA binding; DNA-binding transcription factor activity, RNA polymerase II-specific
Source: RefSeq, a predicted model, not a curated record
AUAUGCCCCACGAGACGUCAGAUCGGUGAUGAAACCAUGAGGGAAAUAAGCACAUACAAUCAGAUACAGUUUAAUCUUUAAUAUUCCCUCUGCUAUCUUCAAGGAAACCUUCGAUCAAGAUGUUUGAAGCCAGAGAGAGGUUCUUAUCUAUUACAACAUCGAUUGGACAGUGCGCUCUGUCAAACCCUUGUGUGACCUUAUGGCUGGGUUUUUUUUUUUUCAAAAAUUCAGUAUUUAUCAAUUUUCUGGCGAAAGUGGGAAAAAGAGAUAACACUCCUGAUACUGGAAAACUAAGAGAGACAUCGUUAAAUUUUACGACAAUUUUGGAAGAUGUUAUGUAUAAAUGCCCAAUUGAGCCAUCCUUUAAGUAGCCUCUAUGUGUCCUCGGAGCAGGCUAUCUCGAGUUAAGUGGAAAGUACAUGCACUAGUUAUAAGAAAGAGCCCUGAUUGAGCGAUAGCUUGAGAAGGAAUUGUAAAAUUUUGAACGGUCUCGGGUACGACAAUGUCAUAAGAGGGUAGUGCCUAGGUAACGGGCAAAUCCUAGGAACCGAUUCUUUUUUUUUCUAUUUAUUUAUUUAUUUUUCAUUAUGCGCACAGAAGAAAUUUCUUUAAUUUGUCCUCCUCGAUUUUGAUUCUCGUCUCUGAAUAUCAAAGUACUCCAAAUUAUCUUCUCACUGAUCGAAACGAACGUUUUUUAUAGGCGGAGAUCUAUCGGUUAAAAUUGAAUGAUCGUUCUUUCCCUUUCGUUUUAGUAACAAAUAAAUUCUGUUUAUGUUCAAAAAGUGACAUACUAUAGCUCGCAUAACAUACUGAGAAGUCAUGUGGAUAUCACAUGAGGGCUGAUGAAUCGGCUUUUUCUUUAAAUAAAAUAAGUAAGAUUUUCACUAACCUUGAAUAUUGUUACGGCUAACGUUGAGAACACGUCUCUAGCAAAGCUGCAACGUAGACUCUUCAGGAAAGAGGACCCAACGAACAACUAUCACUAGUGCCAGAGUAAGACGAACUUCAUGAACGCUUAAAGAGAGCUCGUAUAAGGAGAAGUUUCCCUUGGAUGAGAGCAUAAUGGAUCAGAACGUGAGCAUAAAACGAGAACAGGUGGACCAUGGAGUAGAUGAGGGAAGUUUAAGGCAAUCAGGAACUGUAGGAAGGAAGGCACCGGGGCCAAAACAGGACAGAAAAGGAUUACGCCGCAAGCGAACAGCCUUCACAGUACGGCAACUGGAGAGGAUGCAGUCGGUGUUUCAGUGGAAUAAGUAUCCCGGAGUAACAAUUCGUGAGGCGCUAGCCGCGGAACUGGGAGUCAGUGAGGCGUGUGUACAGGUUUGGUUUCAAAAUCGUCGAUCCAAAUGGCGCAAGAGAGAAAGCAAUAUUCGACCGAUACGCUGCGAGGAGCGUCCUGAUGUGUGCGCAUUUUAUACCUAUAAUAACGCUGAGCGACGUUGGCCUCUUCCACGGGCGCACAAUUACUGCUCGUGUCAAGUUAAGUCUCAUGCCGUGUUUGGAGUAGUGCCAGUUACAGCUGGCUCCAUGAGUGCUGGCUUAACUACUGACAACCGACUUACCACUUGUCCUUCUUUACACCCGACGCAUGAACUGUCAAAUGAGCAAGGAGAAGAGAGAGAAGAGCGUACUGGAAUUCUGAAACCAAAUGGUGCAGGCCCAAGAUUUACUUAUCCUAGUCUAAGUUCGAGAGGUCAGAAAGAAGCUUUGUCAGGAGAGCGUUCUGCAGAUGAACUCAUCAGUGCAAAUGGACUUCUGUGCAUGUAUUCAAUGCCAGGUAACUAAGUUCAGAAAUCAAAAGGCUAAGAUGUAUGAGAAGAGAUCAGAAGACCCGUCGCAAUUUGCUGCAGAUCCAUCCUGAAUGCCUGUAUAUAUGUAGGCAUCCUGAACAUUCAAUUACAUUAUAAGAGAAAUUGAAGCUAUGUAACCAGAAUUUGAACCUACGUGCAUUAACGAUAUGAUUUAAUCUUGGGGAGGAUUUAUCAUUAUAAUGAACAUUAUAACUUGUGUUA